Messenger RNA from Closterium sp. NIES-65, 4078 nucleotides. The record is from the annotation of a GenBank genome assembly. Lineage: Eukaryota; Viridiplantae; Streptophyta; Zygnematophyceae; Desmidiales; Closteriaceae.
AUGUCGUCACCGCCAGCCAUUCGAUUCGCGGCCCGUCGCUUCCAAAUCGCCUUUCUCCUACCUCUCCUUCUCACCGUCGCUACAGCCGCCUCUCACGUCUCGCAACGUCUAGUAGAUUCCUAUAACGGGGGAUGGGAAGGAGAACUAGGGUUACCAGAUGCAGGAGGUGUACUAGCGGAUGAUUCUGCGUUUCAGGUGUCGUCUAACGGCGUGACUCGCGCCGUGUUUCACGGCCGGCGCGCGCUGCUGCAAGCGCCGGCACCGGCCUCAGAGCCUCCGCUCUCCGAUACCGCGGAUCCCUCCGCCUCCGCUCCCGCAUCCUCCGCGCCCUUAACCCCUGCUUCCGCUCCCGCUUCCGCCUCUCCUUCCGCUCCCCCUUCCGCCUCCCCAGCUGCUCCGCCUUCCGCCUCCCCUUCCGCUCCUUCUGCCCAGCCCUCCUCCCCAUCCCCUGGGGGGGCAUCAAGCGGGACCCCCCUAACGACCCCCGCGGCUCCCACUCCCCCGUCUGGCGCAGGCGGGGGGAACGGGGGGAAUGUGGGGGAUGGGGGGGCAACGUUCGACAUGCCGGGACCUGUGUGCGAGGGGCAGUGCUGCUCCAAUGCGGCCCCGAUAAUCCCGGACGGGAUGCCCAAGAUGACGUCAUCGUGGCUCAGCAGCCAGCUGGCGCACGGCGCUAAGAUCCACGUGCGGCAUCAGAGCAGCGGCUUCUGGUGGCGAGCAGCAGUUGAGUCGAGUCGUCCCAACGCAACGCUUUUCCAAGUCUCCCUGCCUCACUCCUCCGUUUUACCCCCCCAGAUCCACGUGCGGCAUCAGAACAGCGGCUUCUGGUGGCGAGCGGCGGAUGGGAAGACGUGGAGUGGCAGUGUGGCGACCAGCAGCGACUUUGACCAGCCGGACGUGUCCCAGGCGCUCACUGUCAUUCGUGUCAGCGCCACCACGGUGAGUCUGGGCAUGUGCAUGUGCAUGUUUUUGCCUGUGGGAGAGGGAGUUAUGGAAGGGGAUGAGGGAGAGAUCAUCGUGGAGAGGGUGGGAUGGGGCGGUAGUGUGUCUCAGGCGCUCACUGCCGUCAUGGUGCGAUCAUGGGCCACUCCUCCUCUUCCCCCUCUUUUCCCACCCCUUCACAAACCAAGCUGCAGACGCCCAGUGCAGCAGCGUGUUCCCUGUUCAAGUCCCCUACAGUAUUUGAAGAAGUGUUUUGAGACGUCUCAAAACACUUCUGCAGACGCCCAGUGCAGCAGCGUGGUCCUGUUCAAGUCCCCUCCAGUAUCCAACUCUCCUCUCUCUUACCCUUUUCCUCUCCUCUCUUCCUCCGCUGCCCCUCCUUCCAACCAACCCCCCUCCCCAGAUCCAGCUCCAAACUCCCAGCAGCACGUGCCACUCGACUCAAAACACGUUCCUGUGCAAGGCGCCUCCCUCCCGGCCAACGCGUUGUACCCGAGAGGCAUUCUCGCCACCACUGCCCACGCCACCGACCCCCUCGCCACCUUGACACACGCAUCAGCCACUCCCAUUUCCCUCAUCCAUCCACCCCCCUCUGUCCCUCUGCCUUCCCGCCUGUCUUCCCCUGUCUUCUCUCGUCCUGCUCUCUCUCCCAACCCAACCCCCCCUCCCCCUCUCCAGAUCAAGCUACAGACCCCCAGCAGCACGUUUCUGUGCAAGGCGCCGCCCUCCCCGGCCAACGCCUCAUAUCCAAGAGGCAUUCUUGCCACCACUGCCGACGCUACAGACCCCCUCGCCACCUUCACCAUCAUCCCCAUCCCCAACUCGCGCAGAGGCAGCAGCAGCACCAUUGAUGCUGCUGCUGCUACAGGCACUGACAGCAGCAAUAGCAGCAGCAGCAGCAGCACUGGCAGCAGCGGUAACACCAGCAGCACCAGUGGAAGUGAUUAUCUAGGGUUAAUUGCCCUGGCGAGUGCGGACGGGUAUUACCUGUCCAUGGGGGAGGUGGCUCCUGAGUUUGUUGAUGUGGUAACCACGGGGGAUCCGGCAGCGGGAGCGGGUGGCGACGAGUGGCUGGAUGUGCGCGAGGUGAUGACGGUGCCUGCCAUCCGCGGCGUGAAUUUGGGCGGCUGGCUGGUCGGCGAGGAGUGGAUGAACCCGAAAACGUUUCAGUACAUGGCGUGGGGGGAUGGCACGCGGGUCACAUUCCAGUCCACCACCACGGACAUGUACAUCAGUGCAGUCAGCAUGGGUGCAGAUGCUAAGCUGGAGUGUAACGCGGCGGCGGUAACCAUGUUACAAUACUUCCAGCUACUCACCGUGCCAGGCGCUGCAGAGAACGUCCGCCAGGUGGUGGGGCAGAUGGGGCAGUACUGGGGCGUCUACACAGGCGCUACUACAGUGUGGACAAGAGACAACGAGGCGCAGGGAAGCAGCAAUGCCUUCACACUGCUGCUGCUGGGGGCGCAGCUGACCAGAGACAUUCCCAUGAACGACUCGCUCCGAGUUAUGAUCCAGGCUCCCAACGGGCAGCUGCUGCAGGCGCACGAGGACGGCACCCUGACAGCCGACUACAGCGCCAAUGCCACCAAUGAGACGCUCUGGUCGGGGCCGGCUGUGUUCUUCAUGGACCUGGUGAGCACAGUGCGGGGUGACUGGCAAGCAGCAUACACAGCCGGCCCAGAGCAGGCAUCAACUCUCUUCGAUUCAGUGCACUCAAAGCUGAUAACAGAGCUGGACUGGCAGGACAUGAAGGCGAGGGGGGUGAACACCGUGCGCAUCCCCAUCCCCUACUGGAUCGCCCAGGAGGACCCCUCCUUCGCCUUCUCCUCCCCUGCUGAUACCGGCAGCAACAGCAGCGGCAACAGCACCAGCAGCAAUGGUAGCAGCAGCACUCCCGCUGCUACUCCUGGAACGCCCGAGUUUCCCUACCCGCCGGGUGCUCUGGCGCAUUUAGACUGGGCGUUUGAGAUGGCGGCGAAGUAUGGGCUGAGGGUCUGGCUGAGUGUGCAUGUGGCUCCUGGGUCGCAGAUCGGAGCGGCGUUUUCGAGAGACGGGUUGAUCCGAUGGUCCAAAUUGAAUGUUGACCACACGCUCGAUUUCGUCCGCUGGAUUGGUGACAGGUUCGGAGGGAAUCCGAGCCUGUUUGGCGUGGGGCUGCUGCAUGAGCCUGUCGCCCCGUCGUACUAUGGAGUAUUGGGUGUAGACGGGGACGAGCUGCGGGAAUACUACAGGAAAGCGCAUGACCUUAUAAGGGAGCGGUGCACGUGCUGCUUCGUGUCGAUCGAGGGGCGUGUGGGGAAGAGCAUGUGGGACGUGGCGUUUCACAUGCUUGACACGUGGCACCCCAAUGUGCUGUAUGAAACGCAUCUGUAUAAUAUGCUGGCGGGCGUCCCGAUGGCUACCAGGAAGCUUCCUCAGCUGGUGGAGUUGGAGAUAGGGGAGGAGCGGAGCAACAGGCCGACGCUUCUGGACAGCGCACAGAGCAUAGGCCGACCCAUUCUGGUGGGCGAGUUUGGGGUGGCGAUGGCGAGUAAGGGCGCCACGGAGGAGCAGCAGAAGCAGUUCACCCUUGCUCAAAUGCAGACUCUGAUAUGCUACUUCACUCCCCUCCCGUUUUCCCUCCCCUUCCAUCCCGACUCUCACCCCUCCCACCACCCCACCCUGCAGAUAGGCCGGCCUAUCCUGGUGGGCGAGUUUGGAGCGGCAAUGGCGAGUCUGGGCCCCACAGAGGAGCAGCACAAGGAGUUCACCCUCGCUCACAUGCAGGCGCUGGGGCAUGCAACUCAUGCUCCGGUCUCUUGCUCCCCCGUUCCCCUCAGCCUUGUCCUUCCUCCCUCCCGUCAUCUAUCCUUUCCCUCCUACCCCUUCAACCCCACUCUCCCGCUUCCCCCCCACCUCACCCUGCAGAUUGGGCGGCCUAUCCUGGUGGGCGAGUUUGGAGUGGCAAUGGCAAGCCUGGGUGCCACCAAGGAGCAGCAAAUCGGGCGGCCUAUCCUGGUGGGCGAGUUUGGGGUGGCGAUGGCGAGUAAGGGCAUCACAGAGGAGCAGCAGAAGGAGUUCACCCUCGCUCAGAUGCAGGCGCUGGGGCAUGCGCAGGCAGGAUGGUUCUUCUGGUCCUGGAAACUCAAUGUCACGG